AUGUGUGAGAAAGCUAAGAAACUGGUGAUUGGAAACUGGAAAGACAACGAAACCGAUGCAGAAAAGGUUCAGAAAAAGCCGUUCCUUAAGGGUACGAAGUCUUCGAUUUGGGGCUCCAGCGCUUCGGACAUAAGCGGUCAGUCCAGAUCUUUAAAAUCCUCAAGCUCUGUCUUGUCCUCCAAAUUCGUUACGAAAAGGCUUUUCACAAUACAACACGGAAUUGAGGGACAGAAACCAAAUUUCAAAAUCAGGAGCGAGAGUUUCAGUGGUCCGCAUUCUGCUGGCGGAUUUUCCAAGUCUACGCGCGAAUCCCGGUCGAAAAGCAGGAGCAUGGGUAAUGGCAAGUUUAGAGGAAAAUCCCAUUUGCGGUCCAGUUCUGAGUCUGCUCAUUCUUCCGGAUCCGAAUCGAGUUCAUCCGAUUCCAAUUCCGGCUCGUCAUCCGAUUCGGAUUCCACUACGGGAUCAAGUUCUCACGGUAGCGAUACGGGAGAGAGGCCACGCAUGCGAAGCGCUGUUUUUCGCAUUCAUGAAACUUGGCAAUCGCCAAAUUCUUUCAAGGCCGUGAAAACCUCUCGUGAAAAUAAAGAAUCAAGAAGCAGGAGCAGCAGUCUACCGCAAAAGCGCUUUUGUCCUUCGAAGACCCAAAAUGAUCUGACGUACGGGAGUCCAGAACCCAAAAGUCCGUCCAAUCGCGGCCGCAAUUCGUGGAGGGUCGGAAUGCGCACUCCCUGGAAGAAGAGUCAAUCGAGGAGCAUGAGUUGCAGCUCCAUUCAAAAGAUUUUGGUUAGCCGCUCCUUCACCAGAAGCCGCAGUCCCCAUCGGAAUACUUUGUGUUAUCAGGACCAAUCCAAAAACCCAAGCCGCCCUAGUAAUUACAAUACCUGGAAGCAGCCGAUGGAUGAGGUGUAUAAUAAUGCCGCUAAUUAUCGGAAACGCCACAAUAUCACCUUGACCAGCUGGAAUAUGCGAAACCUUCCGGAGCCUGUGCUGAGUUUCGAGCGCAGCGGAUUCAAUGCAACCAUAUUACAGCAACUGGAGGAUCAAGGCUAUGAUGGGCCCACGCCCAUUCAGGCACAAACAUGGUCGAUUGCCAAGGAGGGCAAAAAUAUUGUGAUGAUUUCUGGAAAGGGUACGGGUAAAACAUUGGGCUAUCUAUUGCCGGGCAUAAUGAAGAUGCACAAUCAGCGCGGAUUAAUGCAGCACAAGAAAGGACCGAUUGUCUUGAUAUUGGUGGACUGCCGUGAGGCUGCUGUCAUGGUCCAAAGAGAGGUAUUGUACUAUACAAAUCCUCUCGAGCUUAGGACGCAUUGCCUCUUGGGCAACAGUCAAUGGCAAGGUCAUGCCGAAUGCGAUCUGCUGGUGGCCUCUGCUGGUCGCCUGCUUCAAAUGAUUGAUAACAAAAAACAUGUUGUAGAACUGGAACGCUGCACAUAUUUGGUUCUGGACAAUAUUGAUCGCAUGAUUGAUGUGGGCUUAGAGGGUAACAUUUGCCGACUACUAUGCCGUCUACGUCCGCAUGCCCAAUUGAUCGUCAGCAGCACGUCGUGGUCAUCUAAUCUGAAACGGAUGGCCAACAAGUUUUUGGGCCAAUACACCGCAAUUCGCGUGGGUGAAAUAAACAAUAUAGGCGUGCGAUUACAAAACAUCCGCCAGCGGGUGGAGGUAGUCAAUGGGCUAUCGAAAGUAGAACGCCUUAUGAAGGAGCUGACUGCUAUUUACGAUACAAGCGAUAUUCCCGGUAAGGUGGUGAUCUAUGUGAAGCGCCAAAAGGUCGUGGAAGAACUGGUGGAUUUGAUCCGGAAUUGUGUACCCUGCGAGGGCAUCCAUGGUGGACGCACUGCCCAAGAAAAUCAAGGAAUAAUCCAUGAUUUUGGCACUGGCGCCUACAAUAUCAUUGUGGCCACGCAAAUGACAUCGAACUGCUUGGAUGUGCCAGGCAUUCGUUAUGUGAUCAAUUAUGAUUUCCCGGACAACAUUGAUAAGUAUGUUCAACGCAUGAGCAGAACGGGAUGCCUGUCGUAUAACCGUAACUGCGAGGUCAUCAGCUUCUUUACCAUGGCAAACUACAAGCUCGUGACGGAAGUGGUCGAUUUUCUUAAGAUCUGUAAACAAGAAAUUGGACCGCAUCUUCUUCAGCUCGCUGAAGAAAAGAUGUUUGGUCCCCGUCAACGAAGGCGCCAUCGUCCGCAACGCUACAAUCGCAUGCAUUAG
Molecule: messenger RNA, 2211 nt
Organism: Drosophila melanogaster (fruit fly)
Lineage: Eukaryota; Metazoa; Arthropoda; Insecta; Diptera; Drosophilidae
Exons: 1
Coding region: 1-2211 (736 amino acids)
Biological process (GO): regulation of gene expression
Molecular function (GO): ATP hydrolysis activity; RNA helicase activity; nucleic acid binding
Source: RefSeq, marked reviewed